Messenger RNA from Biomphalaria glabrata, 2872 nucleotides. RefSeq lists its product as uncharacterized. Bases 270 to 1079 code for a protein of 269 amino acids. The record is from RefSeq and is a predicted model, not a curated record. NCBI's taxonomy places the organism in Eukaryota, Metazoa, Mollusca, Gastropoda, Planorbidae. The transcript is spliced from 2 exons.
CAAAGUGCGCUCUCCCAAGGACGAUAUAAAGAGACGCUGAUAAGUCCUCACAUGGUACACCUUCAUUCAACAUUACUUAUUUUUGACUACAUUUAAUAUUUUGUAAGUAGUCCUGUCCUGUGCAUUGUUUAGAAACAUUUUUUUGUUUACUGUUCCAUGCUGUACUGACUACAUCCUUAUGACACAGCGAUAAAAAGUUAUAUUUAGUACAUUGUAGUUCGAAUCAAGGGAUUUCUGAAUUCAUAAAGGACUGAUUGGUACAUAUCACAAUGUCUGUACUGAUGAAAUUGAUGGUCAGCCUGAUAGUUUGUUCAUACCUGGUCUCUGCCAUAAAUAUUACUAGCCUUUCAUCCGCCUGUCAGACAACCAUUGACCACUCAGGUUACAGUGACAAGAUUUCAAACUGCAAUAGUUUAACUUCUACAUCAGCAGCAAAAUUAACGCUUGUAGUCAACGGCUUCUGUACAGAAUUGGAGUUUUACAAUAUUGAAUCAGCUACGUGUGGUCAAAGCAGCGGGAGUCGAAGCAGCAGUGAUGCCAAAACCAGUUUUUACAAUGCCUUCAACAACGUGUCAGCGAAUUGUCAAGGCAGCGGCUUUAGUUGCAUUAAAGACUCUAUCAGUGGCAUUCUGAUGAAGCAACAAGAGAAAUAUUGCAUUCUCAUGAACAUCGAUCUGAAUGGGAAUUCUCUGAAGUCGUGUCUUACUAACCCGGAUUCAGGGUGUACAUCAGAUGAAUUCAACAGACUACAGUCAGCAGCCUGCGCCAAUAACAACACAUCAGCAGAUCAAAAGUUUGCGAACGCAGUGCUCGGCACCACCCAAGCGUGCCAGUCUAAGAUCUCAUACUGUGGUGGUAGAAGCGAUGACGCUAAAGCUAUGGUCGCUCAGGAGCGAUACUGUGACGCAUUCAACAUCAAAGUUGGCACCGACAGCACGGAAACGUGUUUUACCAGCGCAGGAGGCUGCACUUCUGCUGAGUUCUCCACUCUUAAAGAAGCUGCUUGUGAUGCGUCGAUCUUAACUUGGAAUCUCAUUACUGUAGUUCUAAGUUACAUAACUGUAUUCAAUUUUAUGUAAAGACAUAACUAUUAUUUAAACCAAAAUUUGAAAGUUAAAUAAUGUAAUAAUUCUUUCUGUUUAAUAUGAUGUAUAAGCAGAAAAGUGACUUUUAUUAAUCAAUUUCGGGCUUUGUGAUUAUAAAUAUAAAUUUAUGCAAUUUUGGUUGACUCUAAAAAGAUCAAUAAUAUCAAAAGUGUAAGAAGAUGGGAAUUCACAUAUUAUCUUCAAUAAAGUUGUAAUCACAACAUAUACAGUUCCUUGGUAUCUUUAUAAACAACACUUUAAAUGUGUAUGUUACAUUUAAAGACUAGCUCGAACUAGAUCUAAUAGACACUUACAAUUAUAUUCUGGCAUUCAGACAAAAGGACAAAUUGAUCAAGAAAUAUGAAUUAAAAACCUGGUCAUUGUAAUUUAUUACUUCAAUAAUAAAAUAACAUUGACUAAGUUUGUAUGUCUACCCCUAAUGUACAACUUAUGAAAGCUAGCGCCUCUAUUUUAAUGCCCAUUAAGUCAUAAUUCAAUAGUUCUUUUAUUUCGGUCUUGAUUCUAUUGCGCUAUGUAUUUAGUUUUAUUUUUUACUUUACCUUAUGUAUGAAUGAAACAGUAUCAAUGAGAAGAUUAGACUGUCCAAACGUUCAACUAGAGUCAGAAAGUUUUGAAAGGGUACAUAGUACAUACAUAUCUUCUUUCUUUUUUUUUUUACAACGCCUAUGUGAGCUCACUGUCUGGUAAAAUGAAUGUUUUUUCUCCCAUUUUUUGGUUCAAGUUAAAACUUUGCACAAUCAUCCAUUGUACCUGACAAGACAUGAAUCAAUUAUAAAAAUUAAACAAUUAGUUAAUUAAUUGUUGGUGAUUAAUUAUGUUGUUUGAUUUCGAAAAAGAGAAUAAAUGCUACUUAAUGAGAGAUGUAUAUAUAUAUAUUUAGUCCCCUUAUUACGUUUUGACACGUUUUUUUUCUCCCACUUCCUAUUGAAAUUGUGCAUAAUUAUUCCUAGUCGAUAACACUACACGAAUCAAUCCAAAAAAUUAACCGAUUAGCUAAUCAUUUAGUACUAAUUAAUUAAUUUUAUUUCAUAUACCAAAAGGAAAGCUAAACCCUGCAAUUUUCAGAUAAAUGGCAUUAAUUAGCAGUUACUUCCCCAUAGCUAAGCUUUGGUUUUUAAAAAUAGUAUUAUUUUUUCUUUUGCAUGUUUUGUUUGCAUUAAAGAUAUGAGAGAAAAGAAUUGCAGCGUAGACGACAAAAAACUUAAUGUAAUCACUGACUGACUGACUGACUGACUGACAGGCUUACACUAGAUAAGAUUACAACGUCUAGCUAAAACCACGAAUCUGACUUGAUGGCUGUCUGACUCAUUAUCCUCUCUGGACAUUGAUGACACUAAAAGGGAUAUGCCCAACUUGAUAAAAGAAAGAUAAUCUUGCUUUAAAAAAUUGAUUUGCAUUCCUAUGACAAGCUAAGGGCUAGAUGGUUAUAUUUAGAUAAGCAUGCGACCUUUUUCUUUUUCACAUCUCCAACAAACAAACACAAAUAUACUCUACAUAACUGGAAACAUUUUGUCUACAAUUACUAACAUAACAAGACAUAAAAAAUCAGUCAUGUGUAUAUUUAAUUCUUGGUUAAUUGUUACCAAGCUUAUAUCAACUCACUUAGCCUAGUUGUCUAUUCUAGUACAAAGUUGAAACUUUACCCCAUUAUUUGUUGUACUUAGCAACAUGAAUCAAUUUUAAAACAUUAACCAAUUAGUUAAUUAAGUAUUGGUAAUUAAUUAUUUUGUUUGGUAUCGAUAAAGGAAAAUAAAUGCUACUUUUAA